Molecule: messenger RNA, 1761 nt
Organism: Juglans regia (Persian walnut)
Lineage: Eukaryota; Viridiplantae; Streptophyta; Magnoliopsida; Fagales; Juglandaceae
Product: F-box protein At2g39490
Exons: 4
Coding region: 381-1700 (439 amino acids)
Molecular function (GO): protein binding
Source: RefSeq, a predicted model, not a curated record
AGUCCUUUAAUUAGGAUCUCAAUUUAUCUCUGUCCAGAAAGAUUUUGUCACGUAGAUCAAAGGCUAAUAAGGUGAUAUGAUAUAUAAACACAGAAAGUCAAAGCAUUAGAAUUGGUCCUAAUUCUGCAUUCUUAUUAUUUUAGAGGGUUGAAUUGAAUAUAAAUUAAAGUGGGAAUUAAGAAGCGUCAAAUGGAAGAGAAUGGUGAUCUAGAGUCGUUGAAUUGAGCAAGAGGUAAUGAGAUGGAAAUUGUUAUCGUGAAGACCAGAACCCAAAUGUAAAACCAUAUGAUCAUCAGCGUGAAGAUCAUCAAGAAACAAGCUGUGCUGCAGUACUUCUGACACAAGAAAGGGAAGACCAUACAAAAACGAGGAAUUAAUUCAUGGAGGAAAAACUACUGGAUUUGCUAAGCAGUUUACCGGAUGAGAUCCUUUGCCGCAUCAUUGCGUUUCUGCCUUGUGAAUCUGCACUGGAGACCAGCUUCCUUUCUACUCGAUGGAGAGACCUUUGGAACACAGCUUUAGUGCAACGAGGAACAAUAGAAGCUGCUGCCACCGCAAUUUCUGGAUUCUUAACUCAAUUUGAUGAGCGCGAUCCCUUGAGGCAACCCCGGAAACUUCGAUAUCACUUCUGCAAAGAUGGCGUUCUCUUGGCUACCAUCGCAGCUAAUAAUAAACUUUAUGUGGAUUUCUCGGCUGGGAAGCAAGGAUUUUCAAAGCAGUUUGGUUGGAAGUUGGAGCUGAAUCGCCAAAACCUUACCAACCUGCAGCCAAGUUCUUCUACGGCCGCCACCUUCGUCAAAACGCUUCAUCUAAAAUCGGUGAGCUCUCAGCUUACCAGUGAGGCUGUGUCUUCUAUGGUAUCGAAUUUUCAGUUUCUUGAAAACUUGAAAAUCGUUGAAUGCAACGGAUUAGAAGCUUUGGAAAUUGACGCCGGUUUGAAGCUUUUGAGCUUGACCAUCCUCGAUUGUCCGCAAUUAAAAUCUCUCCAUAUGAGAUCUUCGAAACUCAGGUAUUUCAAGUAUCGAGGUCUGCUCCCUUGGCUGUGGCCCGAAGAUCACUUUAACCUGAAAGAUGCCAUGCUAGAUUUCAGACAAGGCCCCGGCGACAUCAGCUUCAAGAGUGGUGAUUUCGACGCAACUCUAUUAACCAUAAAAAACGCCGAAACUCUUACACUAUGCAGAUGGACUUUUGAGACUCUGAUUUGGCCAUCGAUUUCCUGUGUACUUAGUCACUUCCAGUUCUACAAAUUGAAAGAGCUAUGGUGGAUUGAUAAUUACACUGAAAGAUAUAACAGUGACGCCUUGAUAUCCUUCCUGAAACUGUGUCCUGCCUUAGGGCAACUUUUUGUCACUAUUGACCCCUCGAGCUACAGCAUCCCAAACAGUACUGCUACGUACUCAAAACAAGACAAUAGGAAUCCAGAACUUGAACAUCUCAAGGUGAUAAAAAUGGAGGGAUUUAGAAAUCAAGAGGAUGAGACCUUACUGGCAGAGCAAUUGAGAAAGCUAGCCACCGUGGAUCCACAAAUCAUAGCAACAUCCGACAGGAAUGGAUCACGAAGUUUUGUCAAGGUUCCUUCAUAUCAGCCAAAGCUGCAGUGUGGGAGCCCACCCUGGUCACAGAAUGGAAAGCGUGCCAAUAAAUUUGCUCAAGUGAUGGGCAGUGAGGUGUAUCCUAAACAUGCUCACAUGGGUCCAUAAAUGUAACCCAGUCUUCAAAAUCUUUUUUCUUUUUCAUUUUCAGUGUAAAAUAUAUAUAUAU